CCCGCCCCAUUCCUUCUCUCCUCUGCCUCCUCCAAACCCCAAACCCUAACCCUAAUCUCCGAUUGAUCAUCAUCCAUGGAGAAGGGUUUGAUCUCAGUCGACCGGUGGGGCCAGGAGAGCCAAGCCUACUUCCUCACCCACCUCCACGCCGACCACACCAAGGGCCUCUCCCCGCAAUGGUGCCGCGGCCCCCUCUUCUGCUCCCCGAUCUCCGCGCACCUCCUCCCCUCCAAGUUUCCCGGGUUCGAUCCCUCAUUGAUUAGGGUUCUCGACGUCGGAUCCACCCAGUGCCUCUCGCUUCACUCCCACACCGCUGGAUCGCAGGUCCGUGUAGUCGUCACUACCAUCGAUGCCCAUCAUUGCCCCGGUGCGGUGAUGUAUUUGUUUCGUGGGGAGUUUGGAUGUGUGCUGUACACUGGAGACUUUCGCUGGGAAUUGAGGUCAAAGAGGGCAAUGAUGGGAAAGAAGACGCUUCUUGAAGCUCUUCAAGGAGAUAAAGUGGAUGCUCUUUACUUGGACAAUACAUAUUGCCAUCCUUCAUUCUCAUUUCCUCCUCGUGAGGUUGUUGCCGAGCAGGUGGUUGAUAUCAUUACCAGGCACCCUAACCAUGAUGUUAUUAUCGGCAUAGAUACACUUGGAAAAGAAGAUCUACUGUUACAUAUCUCACAGGCCCUUGGAACAAAGAUUUGGGUGUGGCCAGAGCGGUUACAAAUAAUGCAUCUUCUAGGGUUUGACGACAUUUUCACCACGAAUUCAAAUCUCACAAGAGUCCGUGCCGUUCCACGUUACAGCUUCACAUUUGAUACACUGGAGUCACUAAACACAAUACAUCCGACAAUCGGCAUCAUGCCCUCUGGCCUUCCUUGGGAUUCGAAAAUCUUCAAUAAUGAUGAUAAGCUGCAUCAAUAUGCUUAUCCUGUUCUGUACUCUGAACACUCAUGCUUCAGCGAGCUACAGGAGUUUAUGAAGUUAGUCCAGCCAUCGAUCGUCACUGGAAUCGUGUCCUCAUCCUUUUGUUACAUAAACCCACGCCACUAUUUUAGCCGUCUCAACAACUUCAACUAUGAGAAGGCUGAGAGCUUAAAAGGCAACAGAAAUAAAUCAUUGCUAAGGCGGACAGGUUCAAAUAGGCUGAAGGUUAGAAAAGAAGGGAAAUUCAAGAUUGCAGGAUUAAGUUUUCACAGGGGCAGAGUGGCCAUCAUGAGGAAGGAAAGGCGGGGGGCUAAGAUUGCUGAAACAGAUGCACUGUGCACUUCUAAAUUGAAUGUGAAGAUGGGGUAAGCUGCAGCGGCAAGACUACCUUGUAUAUGAGAAGAAUGUAGAUUCUCAUAUUGUACAUACUAGCUGAUAUCUUUCAUUCAAUGCAGUGGUUUUAGCCGUUGGCAUGUGUUGAGGAUAUACUUUUCUUAACUGAUAUAAAAUUGUGUUUGCAUGCGAUAUGAGGUGAUGGCUAUGAGACUAUGGCUUCCUACAGAUUGUAAUGAUUAUGGCAUUAGAAGGGUGUUGUGUAUGAUACAGAUCUCAAAAAGGUCGACACCGGACAUGUUCUUUCUUCGGGUGAGCCUAAUUUAUCUCCUUCCUUUUCACUUAAAACCACAAGUAUAACUCGCAAAAGAGUAAGUAGAUAAUUUACCAUAAUAUGCUUAAGAAAUUUGAAAGAACUUUCUAUUUAUUCCUUUCUUUUCCCCUCAACUAGGUAAGUAGACCUCAUUGUGUUUUAACAUAUUUUGCAUUUUGACUCACUCAUGUAUUUGCUGUUGUAAUAAUAAUUUAAACUGUGUGUAUAUAUUGCUUUUACAUGCACACGUUGU
Messenger RNA from Ananas comosus (pineapple), 1811 nucleotides. RefSeq names its product 5' exonuclease Apollo. NCBI's taxonomy places the organism in Eukaryota, Viridiplantae, Streptophyta, Magnoliopsida, Poales, Bromeliaceae. Gene Ontology annotation, biological process: double-strand break repair via nonhomologous end joining; protection from non-homologous end joining at telomere; interstrand cross-link repair. Bases 76 to 1281 code for a protein of 401 amino acids. The transcript has 4 exons. Gene Ontology annotation, molecular function: damaged DNA binding; 5'-3' DNA exonuclease activity. The record is from RefSeq and is a predicted model, not a curated record.